AAAUAGAUUGGCUGUGAUUGACUUCGGAAGAACUUCUCACAAACAUGAGAGUACUGGCCGUGUUCCUCGGGCUAGUCCUCGGCUCAAAUGGUUUUCUGUUUACGCGCAGCGUGUGUUACAAUGACGACGGCAUCGGGUGUUUCAGUAACGGAUCCCCAUACAACAACGCCAAGGGUAACCUGCCCGAGUCCCCCGCACAUAUACAGAUAAAGUUCCUGUUGUACACGCGGGUAAACACGCAUUCCCCGCAGCACGUGAGUAAGGAACCCCUGUCCAUCAAGCAAUCACACUUCCAGGGAAGCCGGCGGACCGCCUUUAUUAUCCACGGAUAUACGGAUAACGGCCACAGUGAGUGGCUGACAAGGAUGGCGCGGGCCAUUUUACAAAGGGAGGAUGCGAAUGUAUUUGUUGUGGACUGGGAAAAAGGUGCAGACAACGUGAACUACGCGAAGUCCGCCGCCAACACGCGGGUCGUUGGCGCCCUCUUGGCACAGUUCAUUACUGUCUUGCACGACACUUCCGGUGCGCGGUACGGAGACGUCCACCUGAUCGGCCACAGUCUCGGCUCCCACAUUUCUGGGUACGCAGGAGAGAGGAUACACGGACUGGGCAGGAUUACAGGUCUGGAUCCAGCUGGACCCCUAUUUGAGAAUAAGGACGCGCGCGUGCGGCUUGACCCUACUGACGCGCUGUUCGUGGAUGCAAUCCAUACAGACGGAGAUUCCCUCCUCGAACUAGGUUUUGGCCUUGAGCAGCCUGUCGCUGAUGUUGACUACUUCCCCAACGGCGGUGAAAAACAGCCCGGUUGCCCGAACGAGAUCGGCAAACACCUCUUCUCCCUAAUCACUGGCAAAAUCGGGGCUCUGGUUGACGGUGUAGCAUGCAGUCAUAUGCGGGUAUUAGACUUGUUCAUCGAGUCCAUCAACUCCCCGUGUCACUUCCGGUCGUAUCCAUGUGCGUCUUUGGCAGACUACAAGGCCGGACGCUGCACCUCCUGUGGAGCCGGAUGUGCCAACAUGGGGUUCGACUCUAACACGGGCCACCCCCAUCAUGGCACCUACUACCUAUCAACCCAUGGGGCGACACCUUACUGUGCACAGUAAACAUGACCGUGUGCUUUUAGUGUAGUCUACUGUUGUCAGUUGUAACUUUGAUUAUUAUAAUGAAUGAUUUCAAUUUA
Molecule: messenger RNA, 1180 nt
Organism: Mya arenaria
Lineage: Eukaryota; Metazoa; Mollusca; Bivalvia; Myida; Myidae
Product: pancreatic triacylglycerol lipase-like
Exons: 7
Coding region: 45-1103 (352 amino acids)
Biological process (GO): lipid metabolic process
Molecular function (GO): triacylglycerol lipase activity
Source: RefSeq, a predicted model, not a curated record